This is a messenger RNA of Rhinichthys klamathensis goyatoka, 1173 nucleotides long. It is a transcript of the gene msc, whose product is annotated as transcription factor 21. Gene Ontology annotation, biological process: regulation of transcription by RNA polymerase II; skeletal muscle tissue development. The record is from RefSeq and is a predicted model, not a curated record. Gene Ontology annotation, molecular function: DNA-binding transcription factor activity, RNA polymerase II-specific; protein dimerization activity; RNA polymerase II transcription regulatory region sequence-specific DNA binding. Bases 45 to 536 code for a protein of 163 amino acids. The transcript is spliced from 2 exons. NCBI's taxonomy places the organism in Eukaryota, Metazoa, Chordata, Actinopteri, Cypriniformes, Leuciscidae.
UUUUUCAAAAUCAAGUUUUUUGCUCUGAAGCAGGUGCAGUCGUGAUGUCCACAGGUUCGGUGAGUGAUCCUGAAGACCUCCAGGAGCUGUCAAUCACUCACAUGGACACUCGUUCCUUGGAAGACUCAGAAGACGAGUUAAGUAUCGAUGACAGUUUGAAAGCAAAGACCAAACAACCUCGAGCUGGUACCAGCAACAACAAGCAACAAGUGAAGAUGGCAAAGGAUGGCAGACAGUCUCAGAGAAACGCAGCAAAUGCCAGAGAGAGGGCACGCAUGAGAGUUCUGAGUAAAGCGUUCUCUCGGCUGAAGACCAGCCUGCCGUGGGUACCGGCAGACACCAAACUGUCAAAGCUGGACACUCUGCGCCUGGCAUCCAGCUAUAUAUCUCACCUCAGACAGCUCUUACAAGAGGACAGAUACCAGAACAGCUUUGUGCAUCCUGUAAACUUGACCUGGCCUUUUGUGGUCUCGGCACGAUCAGAGGACACCAAAGACAUUUCAGCAGCGGUCAGACUAUGUGGAGCUACAGCAUAAACAUCUGGCACCUCUCUGUCUUUUAUCCCCCUCCAUCUCUCUCUCUCUUUCUUUUUACUGUCUGUACUCAUGCACUUCCUUUGAACUUACAUCAAUGGACAUUAUGCAAUGAACAAAACUGCAUGUGGUACGUACAUGUAGUUAAACAGCAAAGUCAUUGCACUCAAAUCUGUCUUUAUAGCGUGAUUAUGUUUUCUAUCUAGCAAACAUAUGACUUUGUGUUUGAUUAUUUUGCUGUCUGUAUGUAGCUUAAAACUAACUUUUAAAGAAAAAAAUUGCAUGAGCACCAGAAGCACAAAAAAAUCACUUUUUUUAAAAAGCGCUUGCAAUUUUUCUAACCACCCAGCAGACAUUUAAAAAUCAUAUUUUGACAAUGUUUUCAACCUGUGGAAUCGCUCAAUUAUUUUCUACAUCAACACCCUUGAUGCAUAAUAAUCUUUUUAUGUAGCCUAUACCAGAUGGAGUCAUUUGUAUACGCCUGUUGACCAAGUGUAUCUCAUUUAAUGUGUUAAAUCAUUUGUUCAUUUGUAUAGUUAUACUGUGAUUCAGUUUGGAGAACUACACUAUACAGUAUUACACAUAAACUGUAAUGUGCCACUUAAUAGGAAUACUUUGAGGAAUGUACUAGUUAGCUUAA